ACACACACACUUUUCUAUCCCACUGCCAGACAGAGACCUCUCGAACGUAUUCCCUCCCCCCAAUACAUAUUUCUAUCCAGGCCGAAGACCAACAACCAUCCAGCAGUAUGAGCGGAAAGUGCUGUGGGAAAUCAUCUUCAAAGUGUUCCAAGAAGCGUGAAAAUAGUUCCAGAUGUGUGUCGCAGUCGCAGGAUUUGGCCAGAACGCCAGAGCAUAUGCGUCCGGGACAUUGCGGGCCAGUCCGGCAAUACAAUCCCCGGGACUUUGGCCUCACCGGAAACGAGGAGUGGCAACAUCCACGCAUGUUCCGCGACAUGACUUAUGAGACAAAUGCCAGCUUUCGUCAGCCGCGGGCAUGUCGCCAGCCGUACUCUUCAACGCCGGCGGCAAUGAAUCUGAGCAAUCUGCCGGACGAGUGCCUGGCGGACAUGUCUGCGCCCAAUUUUGAGAGCAGCCGGCUGGAGGACAGUGCCCAGGAGUGCCGGGGUACCCAGUCUCCAGACAGGAGCCACUGCAGGACCGGAAAGGAGGGCAGUCGCUAUGCGGAUGAGGUCUACAACGAGAUUGUGGAGCGAUUCCAGACGCUGAGGCGGCGCAUCGCCGAAGGAGAUCGACUGCGGCGGGCCCAGAGGAGGGCCCUGAAGGAGCUUGAAGCUUCCAGACGUACUACGGAACGGAAGAUCAUUACCCAUCACGAUCCCUGCGGCCAUGUGACGAGUCAGGUCGAGGUGAUGACCAUUUCGAACUCAGCACCCGAGCACGACUCGAAUGAUCUGGACUGUACCCCGACCGGACCUGGAGGUGAGCCGGCGCGUCGCCUGAACUUCUCCAGGGCCCACAGGUCGGAGAACCUGGACGACAUGACUAUGCCGACGUGCCACGACGCCUCCAUGCCGGAGGAGUGCCUCGAUGAAAUGACGAUGCCCUCAUACUCGUCUCGCGGGGCCAGCUUGAGGCCCGUGUCCUGCCUGGAAGAUGAGACCAUGCCCUCGUUCGGGCCGGCUUCCGGAAUGUCGCGCCGGCAACUGUCCAUGCCCAGUGAGUGUCUGGACGAUGUUACGGAACCCUCGAUGUCCAAGAGUCGAUCACGGCGAUCCUCGAGGAUGACCAAUGAGUGCCUGGAGGAUAUGACGAUGCCCUCCUUUGGAGCAUCCACCACAAAGUCCUCCAGUCGCUCACCGAGAUCCUUUAACUCUGGAGUAGAUGGCUGCCUCGAGGAUGUGACAAUGCCCUCAUUCGGAGGAGUAUCGAACUCUUCCCGGCGACAGCCAACGCUCCCGAGCGAGUGCCUGAACGACGUGAGCGCUCCAUCCUUUGCCAGUCGCGGGCAAAGGUCCAUGCUCGUGAGGUCCACCCACUCGACACGAUAUGGAAAUACGGACAAAUGCCUCGACAACGUGACAAUGCCCUCGUUUGGAGGUGUAAACGAUUCGUCCCGGAGAUCGUACAGCCUGCCCAUGGAGUGCCUGAACGAUGUGAGUGCGCCCAGCUUCGAUCAUAGUGCUUCCCGAGGAGAUACAUCGCGAGUCUUGAAGCAGUCGCACCGAUUGAGGAGGCGUUCACUAUCCUCUAGAGGGGCUCCGAUGACCAGUGAAUGCCUCGAGGAUAUGUCCAUGCCUUCUUACGGAGGCGUAUCCUCCUCCUUCCAGGCGAAAACCCCUCGCGGUCACCAGAUGCCAAGUGAAUGCCUGGAGGACAUGAGCAUGCCGACAUGCGGGGAUGUUUCUGGGGCCUCCAGUCGGCGGCACCACAGUCGACGUCGAACGAGAUCCCUCUCCUUGAAGUCGCCCACUGAGUGUCUGGACGAGGUGAGCAUGCCAUCCUUCGGUAAAGUCUCCAGAAGACGGCUCUCCAUGCCCAGCGAGUGCCUGGACGACGUCAGUGCCCCGUCCUUUGCCAGGAAUAUGUCCCAGGGCAGCAGUCGUGGACAAAGAUCCCUGCCUGUCCAGAACCUGGACGACAUAUCAGCACCGUCGUUUGCCAACUCCACGGCAUACGGAAACUCGUCCUUUCGAGGAACUUCAAGGUCGGCGAGAGCCAGAAGCUCGAGGCGUGCCAUGGGCAAUAUCUUAUCCGGACGAGAAGCGUUCUCGGACGAGUGCCUAGACAACGUGACGAUGCCUUCCUUUGGCGGCGUUUCGGGUGCCUCGAGACGCAAGUCACAGAGAUCCAUGCCAAGUCAAAAUUUGGGGGAUGUAUCGGCGCCGAGCUUUAUGAGUUCUGGGCGUGGGGAAUGCUUGGACGAUGUCACCAUGCCAUCGUUUGGGAGAGCAGCUGCCUCCUCCAGAAGACAGAUGACUCUGCCAAGUGAGUGUCUCAACGAUGUAAGCGCUCCGUCCUUUGGAGGGAGAAGCUACUCGCGAGGAAACAGUCGCACUCGCAGAUCCUAUGCCUCCCAAAACCUCUGCGAUGAAUCUGCUCCCUCGUUUGCUCACUCCUCAAGAGAUCCGAUGACCAGUGAGUGCUUGGAGGAUGUCUCCAUGCCGUCCUUUGGUAGAGCUUUGUCGUCCAGUUCGCGUCGUCGUGAACCGACCCUGCCGAGUUGCUGCCUGGAGGACAUAAGUGCCCCAUCUUUUGGUGGAGUAUCCGGGGCCUCAAGAAGGCAUGACUCUAGCUUGCCGAACGAGUGUCUCGAGGACGAAAGCAUGCCGUACUUUGGUAAUAUAUCUGGCAUAUCUCGCGGCCAGUCCACAGCAAUGCCCAGUGAGUGUCUGGCGGAUAUGACAAUGCCCACGUUAGAAGAUUUCUCAACCAACUCCAGACGUAGAGCGUCCGUGUCCCAAAAGAGAUCUAUGAGUCCCAGCCAAAUGACAGCGCCCAUUUAUGCCCGCUCCAGGCGGGGCAUGAUGCCCGAAUGUAUAGAGGAUAUGACGAUGCCGAGCUGUGGGGAUGUGUCGGGCAUAUCACGCAGCAGGAGUCGUCGUCAAAGGACAAUGCCCUCGCAGAAUAUUUGCGAUAUAUCCGCGCCCUCUUUCGCCAGUUCGCACCGAGGCCAGAUGACAAGCGAAUGUCUGGACGAUAUGACAAUGCCCUCCUAUGGAAACGGUUCUGGAAGACCUCAAGAUGCCAGAAAAAUGUCUUCCAGAAUGGAGUCCACACGCAAUGAAUGCUUGAACGACAUGACUAUGCCCGCCUAUGAGAGUUUCGGACGAGAUUGCAAGGCGGAGGUGUCCAGACCGACAGGGGCAAGCUUCCGAAGUAGAAGUGCCAUGUCCAGGUGCCGACAACCCACGAUGACUGACGAAUGUCUGGAUGAGAUGACCAUGCCCUCGUUUGGCGGCGUUAGUGGCUCCUCCAGGAGGCAGCCGACUCUGCCGAGUGAGUGUCUGGACGAUAUGACCGCUCCGUCGUAUGGCAGAAGCACUUUACGAGAAGCGAGCAGAAACCAACGAUCCAUGCCUUGCGAGAAUGUAGACGACAUAUCGGCGCCAACGUUCGCCUCUUUUUCCAAACAAAUGACCAACAAUCAAUCCGAGUGUCUGGAUAACGUGACCCAGCCCUCUUUUGGAGGCAUUUCAGGAGUUUCGAGGGCUAGAGCCGCGAUGACCAACGAAUGCCUGGACGAGGUGACAAUGCCUUCCUUCGGCGAAGUGUCUGGAGCAUCGAGAAGAGGUCUCUCCCAAAGGCCACGAUCGACGCCCUCCGGCAAUGCUGGGGCCUUGGAUUGCACUCCUUGGAGAAGCCAUCGUCGUCAGCGAUCUUGUCCUGUAAAUAGGAGCGAGUGCUUGGACGAUGUGAGUGCACCGAGCUUCGGCAACACUACGGGAAUGUCCUCCCGGCGGGGUCAGCAUCUUACCAAUGAGUGUCUCGAGGAUGUCAGUGCUCCAAGCUUUGCCAGAAGCAUGAAAAUAUCUCCAAAAAGAGGUCAGACCAUGACCAGCGAGUGCUUGAACGAUGUGAGUGCACCCAGCUUCGGUAACUCUACGGGUAUGUCCUCCCGGCGGGGUCAGCAUACAACCAAUGAGUGUCUGGAGGAUGUCAGUGCUCCCAGCUUUGCCAGGAGCAUGGAAAUGUCUUCAAGAAGAGGUCAGACCAUGAAGAGCGAAUGCCUUGACGACGUUACUGCUCCCAGCUUCGGUAACUCUACGGGAAUGUCCUCCCGACGAGGUCAGCACACAACCAAUGAGUGUCUGGAGGAUGUCAGUGCUCCCAGCUUUGCUAGGAGCAUGGAAAAAUCUUCAAGAAGAGGUCAGACCAUGACCAGUGAGUGCUUGAACGAUGUGAGUGCACCGAGCUUCGGUAACUCAACGGGAAUGCAUUCAAGACGAGGUCAGCAACGCACCAAUGAGUGUCUCGAAGAUGUCAGUGCUCCCAGCUUUGCUAGGAGCAUGGAAAUGUCUUCAAGAAGAGGUCAGACCAUGACCAGUGAGUGCUUGAACGAUGUGAGUGCACCGAGCUUCGGUAACUCAACAGGAAUGUCUUCAAGGCGAGGUCAGCAACUCACCAAUGAGUGUCUCGAAGAUGUCAGUGCUCCCAGCUUUGCCAGGAGCAUGGAAAUGUCUUCAAGAAGAGGUCAGACCAUGAAGAGCGAAUGCCUGGACGACGUUACUGCUCCCAGCUUUGGUAACUCUACGGGAAUGUCCUCCCGGCGGGGUCAGCAUACAACCAAUGAUGGUCUCGAGGAUAUCAGAUGGGGUCAGCCUUUGACCACCGAGGGCCUGGACAAUGAGACUGCUCCUAGCGGAAUGUACUCCCAAACGACUCGCGAGUGCCGGGACGACGCAACUGGACAGUCCAUGGGACGAGGUGACACCGAGUGUUUGGAUGAUGUGAGUGCGCCCAGUUUUGGAAGAAGUAUUUUGAUUUCGCAACGACAGGGACACCAAACCACAAACGAAUGUCUGGAUGAUGUUACUGCACCCAGUUUUGCCACCAGUUUGGGAUACUCCACAAGACCUGGACAACAGUAUCCGUCGGAGUGCCUGGAUGAUGUGUCGAUGCCCAUGAACCUGUCGUAUAAUACAUCCGAACCCAGAUCGGUGAAGCAUCGGCCAAUAGACGUCUCCUAUCCCUCGGAGAUGUUGACGAAUCAAAGCUGUCCUCCCUACUACUCCCAAAACGAAAUGGAUGAUGGUUGUCCAGAUCCAUGGGGAAAUGGAACUGAGACCCGCUUGGAGGACGAGAGCAUGCCAUCCUGCCAGGAGUUCGUGGGCCAUCCUCGGAGUCAUAACCUUACCAUGCCCUGUCCCGAUGAACCGGAACCCAACUGUUGUUGCUCCGGAGAAAGAAACCCCAACGACUUCUUCAGUUCCACGCGAAUCGAGCAGACACCUUGCCAGAAUCAAGAGACAAAAGAGAAGAAACUUGAGAAAGAAAAGAGCUCGAAGGAUUCGUCUAAAAAAUCGCCGCCUGUCGUGAAACAGGUUACGGUGCGCAGCUCCACCACGUCGGUUACCAGGGUCUACGAAAACCAUCCAGAUCACAACGAUACAAGGUCUCUGCACUAUGAGCAACGGGCAGGUGACCCCAACCGAACUGAGCACAUCGAGGACACCUCGAUGCCGAUGAUGGAGAGAACACCACCCGAGGCCCCUAUCGGAUACCUCUCCGACAUCACUGAACCCACAUUCGGGCCGUCCUUCAACUCGACGGAACCGAGCCAGCCGACCAACCAAAGCGGCUCCUACCACGGCUUCACCUCGAUGGACAAUUAUGUGCCCUUCGAUGAGUUGGUCGGGUCACCAGCCCCCAAUACGACUCCCGGGCGGUCCAAGUGUGUCAAUCGCAGCAAAAAUCAGUCGAAGAAUCAGUCCAGCAAGAAGUCUGGCAAUCGCACUCGCAACACCUCGGCUUCAAGGUCGCCGACCCAACCGUGUAACACGGUCAGCACUAAUUAUCCUUACGGAAAGCCCCAUUGCCAGAGCCGGCCACCUUGCUAGAUACCUCCAUCAUCGGCUUGGAGAGAAAUCCAAAAGUUCCUGGGGAGGGAACCAAAAACACAAGCCAAAAACUCAAAAAUCAAGACAAAAAAAAUUCAAAAACAAUUGGAAUAAUUUUUGUACAUCUACCAUAAGAUAGAUCAGUAUUUUACAACACAUUGAGGCAAUUUCCGAUGCAAAACAAUGGCAAAACACAGUGCAGAAAUACAAAAAUAAAUAUAAAAUAAAA
Messenger RNA from Drosophila bipectinata, 6108 nucleotides. NCBI's taxonomy places the organism in Eukaryota, Metazoa, Arthropoda, Insecta, Diptera, Drosophilidae. The record is from RefSeq and is a predicted model, not a curated record.